CGUGUCGCUAUGGCGACGCGGCGGGAGCGUAGGUUGCCCAGGACCCCGCGCUCCGGGUGAGACGAGGGCGCGCGCAAGGGUCCUUCGCUCGCGGUCUCUCGUCGCUUUCCUGCAAAAGCGCGGAGAAACUCGAGACUUCGCAGUCCGCGGUGCGGGCGCCCAGAGCCGGGCCGCGGAGCCCCGCACGCCCGUCCCCUGCAGACGCUCGCCGGCUCCAGCUGCUGCGAUGCCGCCGCCCCCCUCGGAGCAGGCCCUGGGCGAGCUGCUGGCCCGCAAGGAGGAGGAGUGGAGGGCGCUGCAGGCCCAGCGCACGCGACUGCAGGAGGCGGCGCUGCAGGAGGCGCAGGGCCGGCUGCAGGAGGCGCAGGGCCGGCUGCGGCGCCUGCAGGAGGACUUCGUCUACAACCUGCAGGUGCUGGAGGAGCGGGACCACGAGCUGGAGCGCUACGACGCCGCCUUCGCCCAGGCCCAGCGGCUGGAGGGCGCCCGGCAGGCCGAGGUGAGCGAGCUGAAGGUCGAGGCGGCCCGGCUGCGGCAGGCGCUGGCCAGGGAGGCCCGGCGGCGGGAGGAGCUGCAGCAGCAGCUCCAGCAGAAGGAGCAAGAGCACCGCCUGGCGCUGCGGCGGGCCCACAGCGACAAGAGCAGCGAGGUCGACCGGCAGCGGGAGCAGUACGAGAAGCUGCAGUGGACGCUGGAGAGGAGGCUGGAGCAGCUCGACGGCCAGCUGGCCCUGCAGAGGCAGGAGCUGCUGCUGGAGUUUGAAUCCGAAACGCAGAAGCAGGAGCAGGCCUUCCGGCUGCAGGCGGACAGCAUGAGCAGCGUGGUCUUGGCACAUGAGCUCAAGGUGAAGCUUCUGAACGAGGAGCUGGGGGCCCAGCGGGAGGCUGGCGCCCAGGUGGCCGAGUCCCUGCGGAGCGCGCAGGCCGCCAACUCGGAGCUGGAGGACAGGCUGCAGCGGGCCACCUGGGAGCUCCGGGACCUCGCCGCCGUGAAGGACGCCCGGAUAAAGGAGCUGGAGGACAGACUUCAGUCCGCGCAGCUGACCCGGGAGAAGGAGGAGGAGACGUUCAGGAGGAAGCACGAGGAGCUGGACCGCACCGCCCGGGAAAGGGACGCGGUGCUGGCGUCGGUGAAGGACGCCCACGCGGAGCAGCUGCGGGCGCUGGAGGCGCGGGUCCUCGAGCUGCAGGCCCAGUGCGAGGCGCUGGAGCUGCAGGCCCGCCGGGCGGAGUGGAGGCAGGCGGACGCGCUGCGGGAGAAGGACGCCGCCAUCACCAGACUCCGGGAGGAGGCGUCCACGCUGAGGUCUGACUGGGACGCCCAGGUCGCCCAGCUGUCCAAGGAGAUGACCUCCAGAGACCUGCGGGUCCAGUCGCUGCAGCAGGAGGAGGCGGAGCUCCAGGCGCAGCUGGCCCGGUGCCAGCAGGACAUCGGCAGGUACCAGCGGCAGCUGGCCCUGGCCGCGGAGAGGGAGCAGAGCCUGGAACGCGACAAGGCGCAGCUGGGCCUGGACUGGCAGCGGCGCUGUGCUGGCCUGGAGAGGGACCACUACCGCCAGUCCGAGGAGCUGAUCCAGGGGCUGACCUCGGCCCGGGAGCAGGCUGCUGCCAAGCUCCAGGAGGCGGAGCGUAAGCUGCGGGAGCAGGAGGCGGUGCUGCAGGCCGUGACCCUCGAGAGAGACCAGGCCCUGCAGGCCCUGAGGACCCACGGGCUCCUCCCUGAGCAGGAGCUCCAGGUGCUCCUAGGGCGCCGGGGGGAAGAAGCCGGCGCCCCAGGCUUCCCAUCGGGGCAGAUCCAGCAGCUGCAGCAGCAGAACGCGAGCCUGCGGGACGCCGUCGCCCGCAUGAGGACCGAGAUGGAGGCUCUGAGCCAGCAGGUGCUGCCCCCCGCCCAGCCGGCUGGGGGCAGAGCCCCGGGCCCGGCACCGCAGCCGGACCUGCAGUCGGAUGCACACAGCCGGACACGCAGCCGGGCGCACAGCCAGUCGCGCAGCCUGAUGCACAGGCCGCCGCCCCUGGGGCAGAAGGGGUCCCGCUGCGGAGGCAGUUGCGCUGAAGGCUCCACCGCUGCGUCUGUGACCGAAGCUCGCGGGGAUUAUGUUCUGGCCCUCGAAGCAGAAAUACGAAACCUCAAGUGCAAGUUCGACACGCUGGAAGAACAGCUGGGAGAUGUGCCGGAGCCUCCGAAGGCGCCCUCGCCCCAGAGCGACCACAGCCCGCCCGGCCUCCCUCCCGCAGCCGAGGCCUCCGUGGGUGUCGGCGCCCGGGGUGGCCAGCCUCCCUCCCUCGUGGACCAAGCCUCUGGCUGUGGGCGUCUCUGGGGGGCGGCUGUGUUUGCGGAGCUCCGUCCCCAGGGUCUGCAGGACACAGUUGAGGACAGUGUCCGACGCCCCCUGUGCUUCCUGGGCCCGUGGCCGCGCGGCGUCUGUCUGAACCCCGCUCGGACGAAGAGGCUCGGGGGGGACGCUGCGCCCCCCGACAGCGUCGCCGUGGGGCUGGCGCUCAGGCGGCUGGGCGACAGGACGCGUCUGCUGAACCUGCUGGUGGCCCGGCUGCGGCAGAAGGCCCUGCAGGAGCCCCGGGAGGUGGGCGCCACCCAGUGCGCCCUCCCCCACGCGGCAGACCAGGUGCAGCUGGAGGCGCUGGAGCUGCAGAGGCAGGUGGCUGAGCUGCAGAGGCACCUGGGGAUGGCGGAACCGAGCCGCUGUGUGGCCCUCGGGAGACAGGUCCUGGCCGCUGGGGGACCCUCGGGGACCGAGGACCCCGGAGCACCGCCCCCACAGGCCCCGUCGGUGCCGCAGCUCCAGCGGAAACUGAGGGAGGCGGCCCGGGCGGCCCUCCGCCUGCAGCGGGAGAAGGAGCAGCUGCUGGAGCUGGGCAACCGGCUCCGCGCCAGGCUGGGCCGGCCCGCAGGGACACCGGGCCGCCCCUGCCCUGGCCCGGGGGCCUGGAACCCGGGGGAGGGGCCUGAGACGCCCUGGGAGCACAGCCGGCCUCUGAGACAGCUGCAGCCCCACCUCGCCCGCCAGGGCUCGGAGAGCGCCGACGGGGGACGCCCCAGAGAGACCCCACCCCACGCGGCACCCGCGGUCGGCAGAGACGGCGCUCCCCGAGGCACGGUGGCGGGCACAGCAGGGCCGGGGCAGAAGCGACCCAGCAUCUCCACGGCGACUUGCAAGUCGGCCCUUCAGAAGGAGAACCGGUCCCCGGAGCCGCCGCAGGCUCCCGGGCCCCGCCAGGGCCGCGGCCCCCACACCCCGGGGUCCUCGUCGCUCACCAGCGGCUCCCUGCAGGACACCUGGAGGCUGCUCGACCUGGGGUCCAGCCCUUCCGGCCUCGCCUCCCAGGACGACUCGGCGCCAGCGGGUGUGCACGCUCUGCACUUUGCCCGCCUGGCCGGGCUGCUGUCCUCACUGAGGACAGGGACCCAGCGUGCUCCCCGGGGCCCUCGCAGCUGCGGCUCCCCACCCAGGCCUCGAGGCCUCGUGUUUCCAGCUGCAGGGGCUGCACCUCCCUUCCUGCUCCUCCUGCUGCCCCUGCUGUGCACGGUGGACCCUGUGCCCGGAGGCCGCCACCCCCUGGCUCCUGCCACCCCAGCCCCCGCCCCCAUAGGUCCCUCGGUCUCAUCCAUCUUCACUCUGUCGGCUGCUGCGGGGAGAGUACAAGGGCAGCCCCGCGAGUCCCGGAGCCCAGCCCGGAGCCACGCGCCCAGCGGCUGGGCCGCGCUGGGAGGCAGCCAGCUGCGGGGAGCCCCCGCCCGGGGCCGGGAGGGCGGGCGCGCGGCCUUCUGGGAGUGCGGGGUGUCGCGGCUGCCCCGCGGCCGGGCCCGGCGGCCACUGGGGCAAAGGGAGCUCAGCCCCUGCGGCCGGGGAGCCCCCGCCUCCUCCUCCUCGCGGCCGCGCCAGGAGGGACGGACAGUGUGGAGGCUUGGAGAGCUCACGGAGCCUGCAGCAGCCGACCGCCCCAGACCCGUCAGCGGGCGCCCCAGGGAGACGCGGGCAGCCUUCGCCGUCCAGGGGGUGAAGAUGGACGCCCAGGCCAAGGCCACACCCGCCAGACCUCCCCGGGCUCACCCUGCGAACCCUAAACGCUGCCAGCGGGCCCCCAAGAUCCGGAACUACAAUGUGAAGGACUGACUCCGCCCCUCCCCUCCUCUCUCUCCACAGCAGGGGGUGCGUGUGUGUGCACACGGGGUUGGGGGGGUACUGUGAGCCACGGCACGGGGUCCCCCGCGCUGGUGGGGCAUCUCGCAGAGGAGGUGCGGAUCCCAUUAAAGCUGUGCCUCCCCCUCUCUCUCGCCGGGGUGUUGUUUACCUGGCCUACUUGGGCAGCAGCGUCAGGGCCUCGCCAGCAGCCU
Molecule: messenger RNA, 4356 nt
Organism: Phyllostomus hastatus (greater spear-nosed bat)
Lineage: Eukaryota; Metazoa; Chordata; Mammalia; Chiroptera; Phyllostomidae
Gene: CCDC57
Product: coiled-coil domain containing 57
Exons: 24
Coding region: 227-4135 (1302 amino acids)
Source: RefSeq, a predicted model, not a curated record